AUGUCUCAACCUAUUAAAACAGGACAUCUUCGUUACUAUCAUAAGGGUUUAUUAUCUAAAAGCUGGAAAGAUUAUUUUUUUGUAUUAUUUAAUGACUCUACGUUACAAUGGUAUGAAAAACAAAAUAGCCCAAAAGCACAAGGAUCAAUACGUAUUCGUGAUAUAGCUCAACAUCUAUGUGUUGGACCAUAUACACGAUGUUUCCCUGAUCGUCCACAACUUCCUCGACCAGCUGAUGAACCUAAUCUUAUCGCCUUACCAAGAACAUUACCUGGAAAUAAAAAUCAAGAGAUAAUAUGGAUACUUUGUAAUGAUGUUACACAUUUAAAUGAUUGGAUGAAAGCCAUUGUUUCUACAUUACCCCCACCACCACAACAAAAUCCACAACCACCAUCUGCCCAGCCACAGGGUGGUGCUUAUCGACCACCAGCUCCACAACAAGGUGCUAAUUUUCGACCAUCUGCUCCUCCACCACCAUCAAAUCCUUAUGGUCAACAACAACAACAACAACAACAAAAUCGACCAUUAUAUCCACAGCUACCAAACAAUCAACAACCAAGUUAUAAUAAUACAACAGUCGUUGUACAACCAUCACCUGCAUAUGGUGGUACUGUAGGAUCUAAUGUACAAAAUACAAGUAGUACUAAAAAGACUCUUCUUGCUGGAGGAUUAGGUCUUGCUGGUGGAACAUUACUUGGUGGUGCACUUGGUUAUGCAUGGGGAGGCGGUUUCGGUGGACAUCAUGGUUGGGGAUAUGGAAUGGGUCCUAGUAAUUAUUAUGGUGGUGGUGGUGGAUAUGGAAUGGGAUUUGGUAACAUGUUUGGUGGUGGUGGUGGUGGUGGCAUCGGUGGAUGGAAUGAUAUCAAUGAUACAACGGUCAUCAAUAAUUACUACGACAAUGAUACAACAAAUAAUUAUACCAAUGAUACAACAAAUAAUGAAUAUUCAAACUAUAACGAUACGAAUAAUUAUAACGGGUCUGGCAAUCAACAACAAGACAAUUCUCAAUACGAUAACAACGGUGGACAAGAUACAGGAUAUAAUAAUAAUGGUGGUGGAUGUUAUGAUAAUGGUGGUAAUAAUGGAGAUUACGGUAGUGGUGGUGGCGACUAUGGUGGUAAUACAGGUGAUUACGGUGGUGGUAAUACCGGUGAUUAUGGUGGUGGUGAUAGUGGUAAUUACGGCGGUGGUGACAGCGGUAAUUAUGGCGGUGGUGAUACCGGUGAUUAUGGUGGUGGUGAUACUGGCGAUUAUGGUGGUGGUGAUACUGGCGAUUAUGGUGGUGGUGAUACUGGUGAUUAUGGUGGUGGUGACAGUGGUGACUAUGGUGGUGGUGAUUAUGGAGGCGGUGAUAGUGGUGACUAUGGUGGUGGUGAUUACGGUGGUGGCGGCGAUUGGUAA
This is a messenger RNA of Adineta steineri, 1401 nucleotides long. Lineage: Eukaryota; Metazoa; Rotifera; Eurotatoria; Adinetida; Adinetidae. The record is from the annotation of a GenBank genome assembly.